Colletotrichum gloeosporioides is the source of this 297-nucleotide messenger RNA. RefSeq lists its product as uncharacterized. Lineage: Eukaryota; Fungi; Ascomycota; Sordariomycetes; Glomerellales; Glomerellaceae. The record is from RefSeq and is a predicted model, not a curated record. Bases 1 to 297 code for a protein of 98 amino acids. The transcript is spliced from 3 exons.
AUGCAGUUCUCUACCAUCUUCGCCAUCGCUUCUGCGCUCACCCUCGUUGCCGCCGCUCCUACUGCGGCCCCCGAGUCUUCACCUGCGGCGGCAACUCCUGCCCAGCUGUUCAAGCGCAAGGAGUGCCCUAGCAACUACGCUUCCAAGGGUGUUUGCAACGGAACCAGCUGCAUGUGGGGCCUGGUCAACUACGACUGUGGUGUCGGUUCUUGCGUUGGUGCCGGAGCUGGCGACGGAUCUUGCUGCGGCUGGCCCAGUGAUGGUGGCGUUGCUUACUGCCCCAACGGAGGAUUUUAA